ACAGAUGCAGCUAUGCGUACAGAGAUGCAGCGCAUACGUGUCAGAACGUGUCUUCCGUAGCUAGCUAGAUAACAGCAAAACAGGUAUUUUACUUCUUUCUGUAUCCAACGUUCUAUACGCUGUAAAACAUGGCAUGGCAUUGCAGUGGAACUACAAACCAGGAAAUGAUAACCAAAUUAAAAGAAGCAGGUAUCCUGACAACAGACCGUGCAGAAGCAGCGAUGCUUGCUGUAGACAGAGCAAAAUAUUGCCACGAAACAAAUCCAUAUCUGGACCGGCCAAGAAGAAUUGGUUAUAAUGUUACAAUUAGCGCUCCUCACAUGCAUGCGUAUGCAUUGUCUAUCUUAUCUGAUCAGCUGUUCGACGGAGCAAAAGCUUUGGAUGUUGGUUCAGGGUCUGGUUACUUGUCUGCAUGUAUGGCGUUUAUGGUGGGUUCGCGUGGUCGUGUGAUCGGUAUUGAUCACAUUCCAGAACUAAUAGAAAUUUCAACGAAAAACGUAAGCAAGGAUUGCCCUCACUUCAUGAAGGAAGCACGUGUUAAAUUUGUAGUGGGAGACGGCAGAUUGGGAUAUGCUGCUGACGGCCCUUACAACGCGAUUCACGUAGGAGCAGCAGCGGAAACCUUACCACAACAGUUGAUAGAUCAACUGGCACCUGGUGGACGGCUAAUUUGUCCCGUUGUUACCAUAGAAGGUUUUCAAAGGCUUCAAGAUCUGCUCCAGGUGGAUAAGAACGCCGAUGGUACGGUUGUAAAGAAAAAACUGAUGCAAGUUUCCUACGUUCCUCUUACCGAUCCUGUUAGUCAAUUGCUAAACGAUUGUUAAGAAUUUUAUUAGUAAUUUCAAACGUUUAAAAAUGGUUUAGACAGUUUUCAGUAUUGAAACGGGAUCAUCAUCGUCGACAAUGGCAAUGACGGUGUGACGAUGGCUAUGAUGUUGACGAUGAACAGCGUUUAAACGAAAUUAAUACCUUCUUUCCCAUACGUUACGUGACCUUUUUGCGCUAGUAAUUUUUCUUUUUUCUUCUUAC
Habropoda laboriosa is the source of this 1029-nucleotide messenger RNA. Its product is annotated as protein-L-isoaspartate(D-aspartate) O-methyltransferase-like. Lineage: Eukaryota; Metazoa; Arthropoda; Insecta; Hymenoptera; Apidae. The transcript has 6 exons. Bases 129 to 824 code for a protein of 231 amino acids. Gene Ontology annotation, biological process: protein modification process. The record is from RefSeq and is a predicted model, not a curated record. Gene Ontology annotation, molecular function: protein-L-isoaspartate (D-aspartate) O-methyltransferase activity. Gene Ontology annotation, cellular component: cytoplasm.